AGGGCGGCGCGAGGGAGGGAGCGAGGGACGGGAAAGGCGAGCGAGCUGCCUCAAAUGCCUGGAAUAAUUCCGCUUCCGUUUGGAAAGCCGCAGCCUCAGUCCCGCCGCCGCCCGCCGCGGCCGCCCAGCUCCAGCUCCGCGUCCCGCCGCCAUGGCCACAUCCCCGCAGAAGUCGCCCUCGGUCCCCAAAUCUCCCACCCCCAAGUCGCCUCCGUCCCGCAAGAAGGAUGACUCGUUCUUGGGGAAACUCGGAGGGACGCUGGCCCGGAGGAAGAAAGCCAAGGAAGUAUCCGAGUUCCAGGAGGAAGGAAUGAACGCCAUCAACCUGCCCCUCAGCCCCAUCCCCUUCGAGCUGGACCCUGAGGACACCAUGCUGGAGGAGAAUGAAGUGCGGACGAUGGUGGAUCCAAACUCACGCAGUGAUCCCAAGCUUCAAGAGCUGAUGAAGGUGCUCAUCGACUGGAUCAAUGACGUGCUGGUGGGGGAGAGAAUCAUUGUGAAGGAUCUGGCUGAAGAUCUCUAUGAUGGCCAAGUGCUGCAGAAGCUCUUCGAGAAACUGGAGAGUGAGAAGCUCAAUGUGGCAGAGGUUACCCAGUCGGAGAUCGCCCAGAAGCAGAAGCUGCAGACGGUGCUGGAGAAGAUCAACGAGACCCUGAAGCUUCCUCCCAGGAGCAUCAAGUGGAGCGUUGACUCGGUUCACGCCAAGAGCCUGGUUGCCAUCCUCCACCUGCUCGUUGCUCUGUCCCAGUAUUUCCGGGCACCAAUCCGACUUCCAGACCAUGUUUCCAUCCAAGUGGUUGUGGUCCAGAAACGAGAAGGGAUCCUCCAGUCUCGACAAAUCCAAGAGGAAAUAACUGGUAACACAGAGGCCCUUUCCGGAAGACAUGAGCGCGAUGCCUUCGACACGCUGUUCGACCAUGCGCCCGACAAGCUCAAUGUGGUGAAGAAGACCCUCAUCACGUUCGUGAACAAGCAUCUGAAUAAACUAAACCUGGAGGUCACGGAACUUGAGACGCAGUUUGCAGAUGGGGUCUACCUGGUGCUGCUCAUGGGGCUCCUUGAGGGCUACUUCGUGCCACUGCACAGCUUCUUCCUGACCCCUGACAGCUUUGAACAGAAGGUCCUGAAUGUCUCCUUUGCCUUUGAACUCAUGCAAGAUGGAGGGCUGGAAAAGCCUAAGCCUAGGCCAGAAGACAUUGUCAACUGUGACCUGAAGUCCACGCUGCGAGUGCUUUACAACCUCUUCACCAAGUACCGGAACGUGGAGUGAGGAUCUGGGCUGCCUCCUGCUGCCUGGCCAGCUCUCGUGCAGGCCAUCUGGACCAGCUUCCCAACUGCCUUGCCCUGCUCGCUCCUGUCUCUUGCUCUGCGCUCUCCCACAAGCCCAGUGACCACCCAGACAUAGUGGACGUUAAAAUCAGUAAGGAAGUGUCCACUAAGAACAUCUGAAGGCCCUGGGGACUGAACCAGGAGUGACUUGGGAAAUUGUCCCCAUCCAAAUCCAGGCCCCAGAUGAUCCUACAUUUUCUGUGGGAAUCAGGACAGCCUAGAGACAGUCCUCCAGAGCAUAGAAAUAAAGAUCAGAGCUAAUCCCCGCACCAAGAGAGUGAGGUACGUCUCUACUAUGCUCAAGCUCAUAGCUUCACGCCCCCAUUAAAGGAGAUAUAUGGAUGAGGAAACUGAGGCCCAGUGAUGCAAAGGCUUGCUACCGAUUAGCAGCUGCUUUCCCUCUCUGGGUAACUUGCGGGUUAAUACCUGGUCGACUGCAUUCCAUUCUGUGUGUGUCCUCACGUGUGUACACCCCCUUGCAGAGCAGCCUUAACCUGCACACACCUGCAACCUCUAGCAGAGAAGACACUCUGAUCUCAGCCUAGGGCACACCAGGUCAGGGCUGGGUGAUUUCAAACUAAAAUUGCCAAAUUGAAUUUAGCUCAAUUAAUAGUGUGUGUGUGUGUGUGUGUGUGUGUGUGUGUGUGUGUAGCAGGAGCCUCGUCCCUCAAAUCCUUUGUACAGAUGAAAAUUACCCUUAAUUCCUUCAGAUUGGUAAUAAGCCCACGCUCCGGUUGCAGGAUGACAUUUGGGAAGGGUUCUGUUCGGAAUUAAUAGAGUGCCCAUUUUGCAGCCUUUUUGCUUGAUUGCAUGUAAUGGAUGUGCCCUAUAUUUUCCUGCAAAAUAAGUACGCAAUUCAUUAUCGUUAGGCAAAUGUAGGGUAUAGUUGCACAUAGCAGAGAGCUGGGCACAGACCCAUUGGAGCAUCGCCUGAGAAGUAGGGCUUGUCAACAGGGACCCUUGAACUUUAAAAAAAAAAAAAAAGACCGCCUUUUUGCCUUCUAAUUGGUCAUUUAGACCAUUCUGGCUAAGUCUGCCCCCACGCAAUUACUGGCUAAUUCUAGGCGUGGAAAAUGUCAGCCAUUUAAACCAAAGCUCAGCAUCUCGUCUCCUCACUCCCAUAUCUCUUCACUCAGACCCGACUUUGAAGGGUAGAGUUGUGCUGUAGCAGUCUGCACUGAGGCCCUGCAGAGAAAGCAAAGAGGCUGGUGGAUAGAGAGAGGGUCAGAACUAAGGGAACAAAAAAGUUGGGGUGGGGAGCUAGAAUCCAGAGCUGCGGGUACGGUACCUAACUCUCGUGCCUUUAACUGAGAAGGCCUUGGGAUCAUGAACUGUGCCACUGCUGUCUUCUCACGACUCUCACAGUGUGACAGGGAGAUGCCAGCUUGGGUUGCCUCCUCCAGAAGUGUCUAACUACCUUGUCCUUGUCUUAGCUACAUCUCUCACUGGAACAAAAUCUUCUGAUAAAAGCAACUUCAGGGAAGAAGGGCCUAUUUCGGCUCAUGGUAUAAAGGCACACAGCCUGUCAUGGAGGGCAAAGCAUGGCAGCAGGAGACGCCAUGGCAGCCAGGACCCCUCACCUCACAUGUUGUCAGAGCGAGGAGAGAACACACAAGGAGUGGGGCUGAGUUAUCAGACCCCAAGGCCCUUCUCCAGCGAGGCUCCACCUUUUGAAGGUCUCACAAUUUUUCACAACAGUGCCACCAGCUGAGGACCAAGUGUUCAAAAUGAGACACUUCCCACGUGCCAACUGAAACAUCUGGUGAAGCCCUCCAUAAUUUGAGGAUUCACUAAGAUGGCUUCCUAGACUCUGGCCUCCCUGCUGUCCACGGCGUUCCCAGCGUGCUCUUGUCUCUUUUUGUACUGACCAUCCAGGGCAGCUCAGAACCCAGAGUGUUUAGAUCCACUGUGCCUCUCCCCAACUCUUUUGUUGUAGGAAUUGUUACUCAGCACUGUGAGCAUCUAAGAUGUGAAGGCAAUGUACUGUCUAAUGUUGAUCUGUGUACAAGACCAGAAUUCUUCUUUGCAUAAUUAAUGAACUAUGGUAUUUUUUCAGUAGCAUUAUUGUUGGUCUCAUGCUCCUUUAAAUUCCUGGUAGUAAACUGAUAUGAAUGACGGCUUGGUGUCUGUGAGCAGCACUGACGUAGGACAAAGUAAGGCCUGCAUCCACUUGAACAUGCUUUGCUGCCAGGAUUGGGCCUUGUUCCUGGUACUCAAGCUGUUACUAUACAGUACUCUUCCUAAGGGCACCCCUUUGGGGUUUUAUAUUAUCUGCAGAAGGAAACCACAUCAGAACUCGGAAACUUUCUUAAUAGCGUGUCAGUGUACCCAACAACUGGGCGUCAGGAGUAAGGUCUUUGCCUCAGUCCUGCGCUCAAGGCCUAUGCCUGGUUUUAUAACCCUGUCGUCUCAUGGAGAUGGGUGUUUUCCUUUAGAUUCUAGGAUCUCGUACUUAAGACGCAGGCCUGGUUUUGAAGAAGAGACAUUGUCAAUAUUAGUAAUCAAACAGCUUUCAUCUCCUAAAAUAAAAGGGGAGGGAGAAGAAACAGACAAGAAUCAUUCUGGCUCACAGUCUGGGGAUACAGGGCCUGGGUGGGGGUGCAGGAGUGAGGCGAUUGUUGCGUCUGCAGAUGGGAAGCAGAGAGAGGUGAAGGCUGGUGCUCAGCCUACUGGCUUUUCAUUCAGUCUGGAAGUCCAGCCUAGGGAAUGGCGCCACCAUGCUCCGGUGAGUCUUUCCCCUCUCGGCUAAUCAUUGUUGUUUUUAAUAACUGAUGAAUGAGUAACACAGAACUCCAGAAACAGGAGUGAUGUGUGAUUAAAACCCUAAGUGUCCGUCUCUACCCAAUCCUUGGAGAUGACUCUCUCCAUCCAUUUCUUCUGCAUGAUUCCAGAAAGACUCUGUGCAAAUAAAGCCUGAACGUACGUGCAAAA
Meriones unguiculatus (Mongolian gerbil) is the source of this 4260-nucleotide messenger RNA. RefSeq names its product parvin alpha (gene Parva). Gene Ontology annotation, biological process: actin cytoskeleton organization; cilium assembly; substrate adhesion-dependent cell spreading. NCBI's taxonomy places the organism in Eukaryota, Metazoa, Chordata, Mammalia, Rodentia, Muridae. The transcript has 13 exons. Gene Ontology annotation, cellular component: actin cytoskeleton; focal adhesion; cytoplasm. Bases 152 to 1270 code for a protein of 372 amino acids. Gene Ontology annotation, molecular function: actin binding. The record is from RefSeq and is a predicted model, not a curated record.